CAGCGCAGUUCAAUUCGGGAUUCAAUUUGUAAAGCAUCAGCGCUGAGGUUCUGUCGAACCUGCCCCUUUUCCGAUCAAAAGGCGGGUUCUGCUCUUCACGCGAUUUCCUCUUGCUCAUUUCAAUACGCUCAUCUUCUUACAUCACGUUACUGUUAUUAUUAUUAUCAAUACUAAUAAUAAUACCCUCCCCCGUUUGGCACACGACUGAGCCGAGCGCCGUCGCCGCCUCGCUCCUUCUGGUGCUGAAAAAUUCUGAGUGAGAAAGAGAGAGAAGAAGACAGGAGAAGAGUGCGAGGAGAUCGGAGCCACUGCGGGCUCUUUAUUCAGAGGGAAGGAUAAACAGGGAUUUUAGGCGACGUCUUCAUCCCCACCGAGAUGCUGAGGGGGGCACUGCAAUCUGCAAUGGCGUCAGGGAUUCUCACGCUGUGGGUCUCCUGCUCCCUGCAUGUCCUACUGGUGCAAGGCAACGUUAAUGGUCAAAUAAAUUCAGUGACGAACAAUGAAACUUUCCAGCCAGUAACCUCGGAUGAGAUAGUGGUGGCUGGAGGAACAGUUACGCUGACCUGCCGGGUGGCCAGAAAUGAUAACUCAUCCCUACAGUGGUCCAACCCAACUCAGCAGACUCUGUAUUUUGGCGAGAAGAAAGCAUUGAGAGAUCAUCGCAUCCAGCUGGUGGAGUCCACUCCAACUGAACUGACCAUCAGCAUUUCAAGUGUACACUUGGGAGAUGAGGGAGAAUACACCUGCUCAAUCUUCACGAUGCCAGUCCACACAGCAAAGGCCACUGUCACGGUGCUAGGUGUGCCACAAAACCCUCAGAUUUCAGGCUACCACAGCCCAGUGAAGGAGGGCGAGGUGUUACACCUGACCUGUCUGACCCACGGCAGCAAACCAGCCGCAAAACUGAGAUGGUUUAGAGGACUCGAGGAGCUACGGGGCAAAAGUCAUACAGAACAAGACUCCAAUGGCAGGACAUUCACCGUGAUCAGUAAUGUUGAGCUGAACGUCACUCAGGCAGACGACAAUGUGGACAUCACCUGCUCUGUUGAUCAUCCAUCCUUGCAACAGGCUGAGAAGACAAGCAAGCAGAACAUUAGGGUUCAAUACAAGCCUUCAGUAGCUAUUGAACCAGAACCCAUCAUGCCUCGUGAGGGGGAGAAGUUCUACUUGCGAUGCCAUGGCUAUGGCAACCCAGAACCUUCCAAAUUUGAGUGGAGUAAGCAGGACAGUGUGCUUCCAGUGCUUGCAAAGGCAGAUGAUAACUUUCUACGAUUUGAAGCUCUGAACAAGUCUGACAAUGGCAUCUACAUCUGCAAGGCGUCCAACUCAAUGGGCUCCGGAUCAGCAGAACACAAGCUUUAUGUGCAAGAUGUCCAUGCUGCCCUCUCUCGCCCUUCGCUCUUUCCCUUCACCAGUGUCAACAGCGCUCUUCCACCAGCCAGGGAGUCACCUUCGCCCACUGCCAGCUCGGCCAGAAGCAAUACCAUUGGGAGAGCAGAUGCCACCGCUGUAGUCACAGAUCCCAGUGCCAUUCUUGCCUCCUCGAGUAUAGAUCACGCGGUGAUCGGUGGAGUCGUGGCCGUCAUUGUCUUCAUCCUGCUCUGUCUUCUCAUAGUGCUGGGGCGAUACCUCAUCAGACACAAAGGCACCUACCUGACGCAUGAAGCGAAGGGCUCAGACGACGCCGCAGACGCAGACACGGCCAUCAUUAAUGCAGAAGGGGGACAGGCUGGUGUGGAGGACAAGAAGGAGUACUUCAUCUAAGGAACUGGAGAGGGCAAGGGAGGAAGGAACAGGAGUGUGAUAAAUAAAAACAACAACAACCAACAAACAAAAUAAGAGGAGAUUGAAACAACAUGAAAUAAGACGGAAAUGGGAGAGGACAGUCAAACAUAUGGGGUGGGGGGUGCAGUGUCGGUCCUUAAUUAGCUGGUCAACAAACAUAUCUAUCUAUCUAUCUAUCUAUCUAUCUAUCUAUCUAUCUAUCUAUCUAUCUAUCUAUCUAUCUAUCUAUCUAUCUAUCUAUCUAUCUAUCUAUCUAUCUAUC
Erpetoichthys calabaricus (reedfish) is the source of this 2047-nucleotide messenger RNA. It is a transcript of the gene cadm3, whose product is annotated as cell adhesion molecule 3. The transcript has 12 exons. NCBI's taxonomy places the organism in Eukaryota, Metazoa, Chordata, Cladistia, Polypteriformes, Polypteridae. Gene Ontology annotation, cellular component: presynaptic membrane. Bases 376 to 1764 code for a protein of 462 amino acids. Gene Ontology annotation, biological process: homophilic cell-cell adhesion. The record is from RefSeq and is a predicted model, not a curated record.